Molecule: messenger RNA, 5455 nt
Organism: Molossus molossus (Pallas's mastiff bat)
Lineage: Eukaryota; Metazoa; Chordata; Mammalia; Chiroptera; Molossidae
Gene: FAM91A1
Product: family with sequence similarity 91 member A1
Exons: 24
Coding region: 536-2827 (763 amino acids)
Biological process (GO): intracellular protein transport
Cellular component (GO): trans-Golgi network; cytoplasmic vesicle
Source: RefSeq, a predicted model, not a curated record
UAGUGGAAGAAAGAUGGAUGAUUCGAUUAUGUCCAAGAUGAAUAACUGGCCUUAAUUAGUAUUGGUAAAAAAAAAAAUCUAAACCUUAGUCAUGACUAUUAAAAGUAAUCACAGAACAGUGUUACAGUUAGGUACAAACAUGACAUUUAAAAAUAUUUUUGGUAAGAUCACUUAAAAGAGUAGCUCUUUAGCUUAGGAUAAGUUUCCACUUGUAGAAGGUAUUGCAAAGCCCAUCUAUACAAGGUACGUCUGUGGUCUUUCUCUAGUCUUGCUACUGUUUUCUCUAGGUCAGUCUCCACCAGAAUUACUGCAUCAGCUUUCUGUCUGUGGUGUCUUGCCCUCAGAAUGGGAUGCUCCAGUCCAUUCUUCACACUAUACUGGGAGUCUUGGAAAUUCACAGAGAGAAUAUGAAAAGCAGGUUGUCCUGUAUAGUAUCCGCAACCAGUUACGAUACAGAAAUAACUUAGUUAAACAUGUCAAGAAAGAUGAACGCAAAUACUAUGAGGAGCUGCUGAAGUACAGUCGAGACCAUCUCAUGCUGUACCCUUACCAUUUAUCGGAUAUUAUGGUAAAGGGCCUGAGGAUGACACCAUUUUCAUAUUAUACUGGCAUUAUGGAGGACAUUAUGAACAGUGAGAAAAGUUAUGAUUCUCUGCCCAAUUUUACUGCUGCUGACUGUCUGAGGCUUCUGGGCAUAGGGAGAAACCAGUACAUUGAUCUGAUGAAUCAGUGUAGAUCAUCAAAAAAAUUUUUCAGAAGGAAAACAGCCCGUGAUCUUCUACCAGUAAAGCCAGUGGAAAUUGCCAUAGAGGCGUGGUGGGUGGUGCAGGCUGGAUACAUCACAGAAGACGACAUAAAGAUAUGCACUUUGCCUGAGAAAUGCGCUGUUGAUAAGAUCAUCGAUGCAGGCCCUCAGCUCGCUGGAUCACUAGAUUACAAUGUAGUACAUAGUUUAUAUAACAAAGGAUUUAUUUAUCUGGAUGUACCAAUAUCCGAUGACAGUUGUAUAGCAGUUCCUCCUCUUGAAGGUUUCGUAAUGAAUCGAGUGCAAGGUGAUUAUUUUGAAACUCUCCUCUAUAAGAUAUUUGUUUCAAUUGAUGAGCAUACUAAUGUUGCAGAGCUUGCAAAUGUCCUUGAGAUAGACUUAUCCCUGGUUAAGAAUGCUGUUUCAAUGUAUUGCCGAUUGGGCUUUGCCCAUAAGAAGGGACAAGUAAUAAAUCUGGAGCAACUUCAUUCAUCGUGGAGAAAUGUUCCAUCUAUAAACAGAUUAAAGAGUACUUUAGAUCCACAAAAGAUGCUCCUGUCCUGGGAUGGCGGGGAAAGCAGGAGUCCCAUACAAGAAGCUUCGUCGGCUACUGACACCGAUACAAACAGUCAGGAAGAUGCAGCUGACACAGCCAGUGUAAGCAGUUUAAGUUUGUCUACAGGAUAUACAAAGCGUAUUGCAUUUCUGUUUGACUCAACUCUCACUGCCUUUUUAAUGAUGGGAAAUCUUUCACCAAACUUGAAAAGCCAUGCAGUCACCAUGUUCGAAGUUGGCAAGCUCUCCGAUGAGUCUCUGGACAGCUUUCUUAUCGAACUGGAAAAGGUUCAGAGCACUGGUGAAGGAGAAGCACAGAGAUACUUUGACCAUGCACUUACUCUGAGAAACACAAUACUGUUUCUUCGUCACAAUAAAGAUCUAGUUGCACAAACUGCACAGCCUGACCAGCCCAAUUAUGGAUUCCCUCUGGAUCUCCUACGCUGUGAAAGCCUUCUCGGUUUGGACCCUGCAACUUGCAGCCGAGUUCUAAACAAAAACUACACACUGCUUGUCUCCAUGGCUCCUCUCACCAAUGAGAUUCGGCCUGUCAGCAGCUGCACCCCUCAGCAUAUUGGACCAGCUAUCCCAGAAGUCAGUUCUGUCUGGUUUAAACUGUACAUUUACCACGUCACUGGGCAGGGACCACCAUCUCUUUUGCUGUCCAAAGGUACAAGACUUCGAAAACUGCCAGAUAUUUUCCAGGGUUAUGAUCGAUUAUUAAUAACGUCUUGGGGUCAUGAUCCUGGGGUAGUCCCUACAUCAAAUGUGCUCACAAUGUUGAAUGAUGCUUUAACACAUUCGGCGGUUUUGAUUCAGGGACAUGGUUUGCACGGGACAGGAGAAACUGUCCACAUACCGUUUCCAUUUGAUGAGACAGAACUACAAGGAGAGUUUACUCGUGUCAAUAUGGGUGUUCAUAAAGCAUUGCAAAUACUGAGGAACAAAGUGGACUUGCAACAUUUUUGUGGAUAUAUCACCAUGUUGAAUGCUUCGAGCCAACUUGCAAACAGAAAACUCAGUGAUGCUUCUGAUGAGAGAGGCGAACCUGAUUUGGCUUCUGGCUCAGAUGUAAAUGGGAGUACAGAGUCAUUUGAAAUGGUCAUUGAGGAGCCAACUAUAGAUUUAGCAACUAAGCAAAACUCUGUUGCCACAACAGAAGCAGAUUGGGUUCCUCUCGAGCUGUGCUUUGGAAUUCCACUGUUUAGUUCUGAAUUAAACCGGAAAGUUUGUAGAAAAAUUGCUACCCAUGGCCUUUGCAGGAAAGAGAGCCUUCAGAACCUCUUACAUUCCAGUAGAAAACUUUCUCUACAAGUCCUUAACUUUGUCCACUCAUUCCAGGAAGGUGCUUCCACACUGGAUGUUCACACAGAGGCCAGCUUUUCAAGUUUGCUGUCCCAGUCAUCCUCUGCCGAUUUGGGAGUUCCGCUUCCCUCAAAGAACUUAAUAUUUAAAGACGGCAUCUUAUCAGAAUGGAAUGGACGAUCACCUUCCUCGCUGCGUAUUGCUAGUCUCCAUCUGCAAUAAUUUGGUUACAGCAUCUGUUGCUCACACCUUCUGCCUUUUUUCUUUCUUAACGUUAGCUUUAUAGUGCCAGCCACUAAAAAGCAUCCUGCCACUGCCGUGCAGCUCAUGCUUAACUGGUGUUCAGAGUCUGGGGAACGUGUUCAUGUUUUCUGAAGUUUUCCUCAUCAUUGCACCUCCUAAUGCAAAGAGCUUUUUAGCAGCCUGCACUGUAUUUUUUAUCUUGAGACAAUCUGCAUUUCUUUUAUAAAACUGAGGAUAUACUUUAUAGGCUUUAUGAUGACUGUUAUGUUUAUAAGCAGUCACUACGAAUAUUGCAGUGGUGAUUUUAUAUGUUAGUUUAUCAAACAUAAUCUCCUUUUAUUUUAUAUUUUGUUACUUACCCUUUAGGGGAUCAUGGGAGGAGGGGAACUCUUCCUCUGCAAAGGCUUCUUGGUACUUAAAAGUAGCAAAACUCUAAAACAGUGGACACCCAGUGUGGAGGAAUGAUGUGCUGGGCAUUUAGGAUCCCUGUGGCUGUCUGUAAAUUAUGUGUAUCAGCUGAACAUUGUCGAAGGUAUGUAAAUCAGUACAGUUAUGUAUGACUUAACCUUGAUUUAUAAGGUCUUAACUCUGACUCUCGACUAUACAUUGACAUCUCAUGAGAAGCUUUGGAAAACAUUCUAUUUUUAAACAAUGUUUAUAUGUGGACUUCUGUUGCCACUCACUUUGGGCUUUAUAUUUUCAUAGAGUCUUUCUGGAAAAAGAAUUUAUUUUCCAUUCUCGUAGCUGUGGCUGCUGCACGUUUUCACCAUGAUUUAUCUUGUUUGUAGCUUUACCAAUGAAUUGUAGGAAAUUGAAUUUGAUGUUUUCAAACCAAGGAUUGUGAUUUUAGGUUAGAAUUAUAUAAUAGAAGCAUUAAGGUUAUGUCUUCUGAUCAAAAUACUUGAGUGAAAAGCCUACUUUGAAGACAUAUUCUUAGGCUUUUUGGAUCUUAAAUUUAUCUGAAUAGUGUGGGAGGAAAUGAUAAAGGGAAAUUGAAUAAUAUCAAAAUGUUUCUUGAGUCAUUGAUUCUUUUAGUGUCUCAAAUGUUAAUUAGAAUAAUUGGAAUCACUUUUUAGAUUUUUCAAGUUACCUUGGGAAGUUUGUGCAGUGUUAUAGUUUAGUUUAGCUCUUCUCCUAGGAUAACGGUUUGCUAGUUUAGAACUAUAACCAAACUAACUGGUCAGAUAACAUGUAUCUAAAACAUAGAGCAUUAGGAAAUUUGGGAAUCUUAAAACUUAAAAAUUUUUGCUGAUGAUUUUUGUUAUUUAGAGAACUGAUAUUUGUGGAUUUUAACAUACUUCUAGAAAUAUAUGCCUUUUUAAAAACUAUGAACACAACCACACAGUCAGUACCAUGGCGGACCCACAGGUAUGAACACAACCACACAGUCAGUACCAUGGCAGACCCACAGGUAUGAACACAACCACACAGUCAGUACCAUGGCGGACCCACAGGUAUGAACACAACCACACAGUCAGUACCAUGGCGGACCCACAGGUAUGAACACAACCACACAGUCAGUACCAUGGCAGACCCACGGGUAUGAACACAACCAUGCAGGCAGUACCAUGGCGGACCCACAGGUAUGAACACAACUACACAGUCAGUACCAUGGCAGACCCACAGGUAUGAACACAACUACACAGUCAGUACCAUGGCAGACCCACGGGUAUGAACACAACCUUGCGGGCAGUACCAUGGCAGACCCACGGGUAUGAACACAACCAUGCAGUCAGUACCAUGGCAGACCCACAGGUAUGAACACAAACAUGCGGGCAGUACCAUGGCAGACCCACGGGUAUGAACACAACCAUGCGGGCAGUACCAUGGCGGACCCACAGGUUUGAGUAUUUCAGAGCAGGUUACCAGUGGCACAGGGAGGGCCACAUUUGGGGUAAAUGCAGUUAACAUUUAGUUUUCUACUUUCUCUUACGUGAGGUAGAAACCAGUGUAUGUUAUAAAUGUUUGUCUGUAAAAGGAAAAAUACAUACUAAUACUAAAAUAUUUCUUAUGACUGUGAAUCACUCAUUUAUUUUUCCAAUAAUUGAUAUUGUCCAUUCCUAGUGCUAUUAGGUAUGUAUGUAAUAUUUACAGUUUUUCAACCCAAAGUUGUAAGUAUCUCAUUUGAUCAGGGCUCUUUAAUCUCAUUUUCAUUUGCUUUGUUUGAAUUAACUGCAGCUAUUUUAUUUAUUCCUGUAUUACCAAUCUAAGCCUGCCAUAGUGAUGUGUACACUAAUAAAGAAUCAAAUAUUUGCAGUUGUUGACAGUGAACCCAGUUGUUGGUGAAUUUAAACUUGAAAUGUGGGAGUGAUUUGUUGCUGCAUUUCCUUUGAGAAAGGAGGAAGAAACAGAACCUAAUAAUGAUCAUGAAUCGUAGGGAAAGUGCUGAGGGAACGCGUGGCCAGCUCUGGUUUCUCCGCGAACGAGGCAAGAUUCCGGUCCCCAGCUGAAGACCUCGCUGUUAAGGAGGGCAGUCUGAUUUUAGGGCUGUCAGCAGAGUGUGAAGGCUGAUUUUUGCUUUGCUUUAUUAUGAAUUUGGCUUUGUUUCAUUCAUAUGUUAACGCACGUAAAGAUAACAUCUCUUUCUUUCUCUUUUUUUGUGUUAAU